Molecule: messenger RNA, 1040 nt
Organism: Diospyros lotus (date-plum)
Lineage: Eukaryota; Viridiplantae; Streptophyta; Magnoliopsida; Ericales; Ebenaceae
Product: 40S ribosomal protein S8-like
Exons: 5
Coding region: 134-790 (218 amino acids)
Biological process (GO): translation; maturation of SSU-rRNA from tricistronic rRNA transcript (SSU-rRNA, 5.8S rRNA, LSU-rRNA)
Cellular component (GO): cytosolic small ribosomal subunit; ribosome
Molecular function (GO): structural constituent of ribosome
Source: RefSeq, a predicted model, not a curated record
UAGAAGUCAUUUUACGUACUUUAGGGUUUUGGACAAAAUAAAGCUCAGCUGCGUCCCGCUAGAGCAGGUGUGCGAACUCUCUUGACCGGAGAGAAACCCUAGAGAGAGAGAGAGUCCUCUGUGAUCUGCAAUAAUGGGUAUUUCUCGGGAUUCGAUGCACAAGAGGCGUGCCACCGGAGGCAAGAAGAAAGCUUGGAGGAAGAAGAGAAAGUAUGAGCUUGGGAGGCAGCCUGCUAACACCAAGCUGUCAAGCAACAAGACAGUUCGAAGAGUAAGAGUUCGUGGUGGGAAUGUGAAGUGGCGUGCAUUGAGGUUGGAUACUGGAAACUACUCUUGGGGGAGUGAGGCUGUGACACGCAAGACUCGUAUUCUGGAUGUGGUCUACAAUGCGUCAAACAAUGAGUUGGUUCGUACUCAGACAUUGGUGAAGGGUGCAAUUGUUCAGGUUGAUGCAGCUCCAUUUAAGCAAUGGUACCUUCAACAUUAUGGAGUUGACAUUGGCCGUAAGAAGAAAGCGUCUGGCAAAAAAGAAGGGGAGGAAGCUGAUGGGGCUACUGAGGAGGCAAAGAAGAGCAACCAUGUCAUGAGAAAACUGCAGAAGCGUCAACAGGAUCGCAAGCUUGAUCCACAUGUUGAAGAACAAUUUAGCAGUGGCCGUUUGUUAGCUGCAAUUGCAUCCCGACCUGGGCAGUGUGGUCGGGCUGAUGGGUACAUAUUAGAAGGCAAAGAGCUGGAGUUCUACAUGAAGAAGAUCCAGAGAAAGAAAGGAAAGAGUGCUGGUUCCUCUUGAAGUUAUUUUUUGUUACCCAAAGCUCGUGUUACAAUUAAGAAUCUCAAUUCACACCAUUUUUCUGUUAUUUUUGAGGCGUGGAACCAGAUUUGUUGGGCUGAUGUUUAGCUUGGACUUCAUUAUAUUUAGUUUUUUUUUGGGGGGGGUCUUUAAGUUACUAUAAAUUUUGGUGGAUAGAACCUCGAAUUUCAGUAGUAAUUUAGAUGUUAAAAUGGUUGCCCGUGCCUCCUAUUUGUGUUGUUCGGGCAGA